CCAGCCACUCAGGCUGCAAUGUGUGUGGUGUUGGUUCAGGUUAGAUGCCCUAGAAAGAGCCUAGAGGCUUUGCAAACACGGGUGCAGCAUGAAAGCCACAGAUCAGCGUUGAGGACAAGUUCAAGGACGACUGCAGGGAAGCAGUUUCUUCCACUGAAUGCUGUAACUCAGUAAAAUGGGCCUGAGCCACUCCAAGACACGCCCCAAGGUGACAAAAGUGGCACCGGUGCAAACCAAAGAAGCUGUGCCAGCCUCCCCUUGCUCUGCGACCCUGUCUCAAUUUCCCGGCAUUCUGGAAGAGAGGAGCUUGGGCUCAUAUGCAGCCAUGGAGGAAAGAAGCCCCAUGUUUCGAAGACAGCUCCCGCCUCUGAAAGAAACGUGGUAUGGGAGAUGCUCCACAGUGCCGAGGCCCAUGGCUUUUGACAUCAUGCCGGAAAAGGGAGAAACCAGUAUUAUUAAACAGCAUCCCCCUCGAAGACCUCAAAAGCUUGAACCUAUUGACCUGCCGCCAGUGAUCACUUCAGAGGCACGCUGGAGACCGCAAGAGCAGGAAGCAGCACAAAAAGCAAAGGAGUGGGAGAAGAGGGUACAGGCCAUGACACAUGCCACAGGAAGACGACAGCACUUGCACAAGCUGCAGAUGUUAGAAAUGAACCGCAAGCGACAAGAGGCAGAGAUGAAGCGAGGGCACCACAGGGAAGCAAAACUCAAACAAAAACCAGAAGAGCUGAAACAUGAGAAAGUGCAUGGGAGGAUUUGGAGAAACAAUAGCUCUGACAGCGAAGACCGGGGCCCUGUCGAGGCUGCUCAAGCUUACACCAAAGACCACAGGACUACCUGGGAUGGAGAAUUCUUAGAGCAACGCCAAAUGUUUGAAUCUCAUCUAAGGCAAAGCAGUAAAGUGGAAAUGUGGUCCCUAAAGCAACAGGCGGCAGAAGAGCUAUUUUGGGACAGCUCUAGCACUGACUCGGAGGACUGGAAAAGCGGGGAGAGAAAGCUGUAUCACAGACCAGCGCUUGUGAGGACCAAGACAGAGAGAAUCUCUCUCUUUGAUGAGUUCUUUGAUAAGCACUUCUAACCGCCAAGGGCCAGGAUGGGACCAUAGCUAUCCCCUGGGACAGCAGUUAUCUCACGAGGCUUUAAAACCCCCUAGCUGGAUACACUGAAGGUAUUAAUCAUGACUUAUCCUGUGAAGUAAAUGUGGUUUUUAUGAGUAUCUUAACAAUGUGGAAAUAAGUACAUGCAAAAUCAUGGAUUUUUUUAUGGUUCUGUUGCUGAACCAAAAGAUAUCACGGGGGAAAAUUAGUUUGAUCCAAACCAAAAUGGAUUUAAUUUUUUUUUUUUGGCAAAACAAAAUAACUGAGAAAUCUCAUUUGGGAACAACACAGACCAUUUUGUUUGACUCAGAAUGAAAUAUUUUGUUUCCUAGUUGGGUUAUUAAUCCUUUUUUUUUUUUAAAGUCUUUUCUUUUGUAAUUUAAAUCCAUUUUUAAAUUAAAUGUAUCAGGAGUGAAAUGGUUUCAUUUAGAAAAUGUAUAAACAAAGCAUAUCCAUAUUUCCAAAACGAACCAUUCCAUCUGGGAAAAGGUCACAACAAAAUGUUUCUUCUACAUUUUAAAUAUUCCCUCUUUUCUUAAGCUGAAAUUAUUUACCAAAUUUGAUCCAAACUCACAAAUGGGUCCAGUCCCUGCUGAAGCUUGAUUUUUCUGCAAAUACAUUAUUCAUCAAAACAAUAUCUCACCGAGCUCUGGAGAGAACUUACCCUUCUCUCGAAUAAGUCUCUGGGGACCCACGCUGCGAGGCUGAGUCUGCUUUAUGGAGAGAAAUACAAGGAAUUCAAGUGCAAAUGACACUGCACUUGGAUUGAAGUGACUUUUCAUGCAGCUACUUUAAUAAUACUGCAUGAGAUAGGUAAGGGGAUGUCACUGGCAAGUACUGAAAGGGCUAAACCUGCAGUCCUGACACAGGCAAAGCACCUACUGACUUCAGCAGGAGCUUUGCCUGAGUUCGGAUAGCAGGUGGGGUAAAAGUGCACCUUACAGACUAAAUGAAUCAAGGAUACAUAAGCUUCCAUGAGCAACAGUUCACAUCCUCAGAUGCUAAGAAAGGACAUGAAUUUGGAUUGUCAGCUCAAGGGACCCAAGACUAAGGAGCAUGGCUCCUUGCUUCUCUGCGUCCCUUCCAAGUAGCCCCUCGACCCCAACCUGCCUCUGAUACGCCUUCCUCUUACGGAGGGGCGCACACAAGAGGAACUGUGCAAGGCUGACCCUUACCAUGCCACUCAGUCACAUAACUCUCAUUAGUCCCUCUCCCCUCCCUCCUCUUGCUGGCAGGUCAUCCAAGUAGUUCAAGAUCUGAAGGCCCCGGGCUGGAUUUUGGUCAUUUUAGCUGCAUUCAGAUUGGUGUCUAAGAUGGCAUCAGAUGCACCGACCUCUGCUUAGAAAAAUAUGAGGGUGGCAUCACCACCUCCUCCAUGUAGCAAGAGUCCAGCAUAAGACUGAGGCUACACGGAUUUCAAGCAAGCACAGCUAACUACCAUUGCAGACACGUUCCAUGCCCGCAGUUUGAGACCUCUGUUAUUCUGCACGUUAGGGCAUUUAUUUUAUAUCUGCUUACACUGUCCUUGUCCCUGUGUUCUCUGAGUGCUUUGCAAACUAAUGAAUGUAUCCUUGCAGUCUGUUGUAGGUAGGUCAGUGUUGUUAUUCCCUUGGGAAAUUCAGAUAGAUGAAGGGGAAGGCAGAGAUUUGCACAGAAACCUAAGGUAGUUAGACACCAAGGCUGACUGGAUUUCAGCGAGAUCUGCUUCCUUGCGUCCCUUAGGCCCUUCUCGGAAAUCCCAGCCUCACUGGCCUGCCCAGGAUUAUACGGAAAAGCUGUAGCAGAGCCUGAAAUCAAACUCUUUCAUCUUGAUUUCCAGCCCAGGGCCAGAACUGCAUUCCCUGUGCAGUUCCCUGUGUCUGCUGUGUAUACAUGGAACUGCAUUCUUCAAGGAGACUAUUGCUGUCGCUUCUGGACAAGUUCCUACCGUGUAUAUAAAUCCACAAACACUGAAGUGGCAAGCAAACCACAAAAAGAAGAACAACAACAACAAUGAGAUCAAUUUGGGAUCGGCACUGUAUAAACAGUAAAGGUAGUUAGUGGCAAAUGACUCUCCGCUUGUAUUAUAUAUUUAAGAAACAUGCUUAUGAAUCCGUUCCAGAUCUUGCAUAACCACCAUGUGCAAGAAAGCAUUGCAAAGGCUUUGAAUUUAAUAUUGAGUACAGACAGGAAAGGUCAAUGAUUUAAUGGGCUGGAACAAUUGAUCUGGCACUUGACAAUACACCUGUCCCCUGAAUGAUUGCCGCAUAUUUCCCUUCUGUGUUCCCAUCUGUCAACAAUUAAGCUAUAAUUGGUGGAAAUGCCAUCUAUCCUGGAUAGCGUCAAUUCGUUUUCCAAUAGUCAGGAUGCCAGAAUCUGAAAGUGCUGCAGAUGGAUAUGAAUACCUAAAACAGUCAAUCCGCUUCAUGGGUUUUAUGAGAGGAAAAAUAUAUGAUAACAUUAAUUUAUACAAAUUAUUGUAUGUGAUACAUACUUAUUGAUACAAAAACAUGGUUUUUUUUUUCAUUUGAGCACUGCCAAAUCCUUUGAUACUAAUGAUCAUUUCAUUUUCAUAUGUACGAUUCAGUGUAACCUUUAAAAUGGCAGACUGCCGCUCAUUUUACUCCCAUGUCAUCUAACAGCUUUCCAGGUACUGGGUAUUAAAAAUUCCCUUUAUUACUAGGUGUUGAACAUAGAUUCUCCUACAAGUGAAGCAAAAUAAAAUGAAAGCAAGUCAGCUGAAGCUCAACAGUAAAUUCUUUAAAGUAGCUUUUAGCUUUGAAUAGAUACAGAUUUCAGAUGGUUGCUACUAGUCCAUAAUUUUAACAGCAUAAUCAUAGAAUCAUAGAGAAUUGGGGGGUGGGGGGGUGGAGGGACCUCAGGAGGUCACAUCUAGUCCAACCCCCUGCUCAAAGCAGGACCAGCCCCAAUGACAUCAUUUCAGCCAAGGCUUUGUCUAGCCGGGUCUUAAACACCUCCAAGGAUGGAGACUCUACCGCCUCUCUGAGUAACCUGUUCCUGUGCUUUACUGUCUUUCUAGUGAGAAAGUUGAGUGUUGUAUUUAAAGCCUUGCUGUGGGGCAAAGGUAUUACUUAUGUGUCUCACUGAUCAUUUUAUUUCCAUUCACCCACCCCUUAACUAAAUUUACUACGACAGAAAUGCAUCAGCACAUAUGAAACAGCAUUUAUUUUUCUCUAGUUAAAAAGAAAUUGGAAGCUUUAUUAAUAUGCCAGGGGCUUAAAGAUGGAUUGAAGCAAAUAUAAACACAUAGAACUUCAUUGAAAGGGUUAAAAACAAUCUUAAGGGCUGUGAGAGAGGAGCUUCAUGACCAGGAGCAGCUAACAGAGAACAGCAUUGCAGCACAAAGGACUGCUUGACGGGUGGAACACAAAGAGCAGUAAAAAGAAGAGAAGGUCAUUAACACGUGUGGAAUGAAGAGUUUAGUAGGGAUCAGGUCACUUAUAAUGAGUCAUGAAAUCAAUUGACUCCCUCAGCACUGCCUGAGUAGAAAUGCUGCUGCCACUGCUAGGCAGAUGGUUUGAAACUUUGGGUGGAGCAGGAAUCAAAGCGGGAAGCAAGUGCACCAGUGCACCCUCCCCCCGGCCCUGAUCUGCCCCUGUAAACUGAAGUACAAUCUUAAUGUUAAAUUGGAUGUAAACCCAUUUAUGUAGUAAAUAGCAUUGCUAGCCAGCACCUGUAGGAAGGCAAGAGGGGGAACUGCAUCGCUGAGCACUUCAAUAAGUUUUUAAUUGACCUUGUUGUUCUGUACAGAUAACAUCUGUUCUAUGAUCUAUUGUCAUCAUCUAUUAUUACAUAUGGAUAACAUUAACUAUUUGUGUCAUGUACCAUUUAUACCUGGGAAAUAAAGGUGAAGGGGAAGUUAUGAUCUGUGAGGCAAAGGAAGCUGCCCACUUCUCUUUCAGUGGUCAACUUCAUUAACAUAAUUAGGCCCAACUAAGGCAAUUGUUUUAGCAUGUACUUAGCUUGGACUGUGACUACUGCUUCCUCAGACCUGAGGAAGGGCAUUUGAAACCCAAAAGCUUGUCUGCCAUCUCUCUCAACUAAAUAAGUUAAGUUAUUGAACGAUAUGAUGUCCACUCACAGAUCUGGCUUCUCUCCUAUCCCUGGACCAUCAUGGCUGCAACAGCGCUUAUCCAUGUAUAUUGGAAGUAAUGGUGGUGAGUGUUGGUAUGUGUUGAUGUUUAACUGGUAAUAAUCACAAAUGCCAUGGAUUGCAACGUGAUUUGUGUUAUCUGAAGCUGCAAAACAAUGUCUUCUAGGGUGACUGGUUACCAAACCCGGAGGAACCAGAGGAAAGAUUUCACAGAGUAAAAAAUAAAUGUUUAACAGGUUAAAAUGUA
Messenger RNA from Alligator mississippiensis (American alligator), 5437 nucleotides. RefSeq names its product coiled-coil domain containing 198 (gene CCDC198). NCBI's taxonomy places the organism in Eukaryota, Metazoa, Chordata, Crocodylia, Alligatoridae. The coding region runs from base 176 to 1078 and encodes 300 amino acids. The transcript has 6 exons. The record is from RefSeq and is a predicted model, not a curated record.